This is a messenger RNA of Spodoptera littoralis (African cotton leafworm), 1986 nucleotides long. NCBI's taxonomy places the organism in Eukaryota, Metazoa, Arthropoda, Insecta, Lepidoptera, Noctuidae. The record is from the annotation of a GenBank genome assembly.
CUAAUGCAAAAUUGCACUGAAUUAUUUAUUUUUGCAACUAUUAUUCUAGCAUAUUGUAGUAUCGUAUCGUAGUUGAGUAUAUUAAUCCAUCACAACAUCCGCGUACACACAAAACCUGUUAUUUUUUAUUAUCUUUAAUUAAAAGGUUGUUUCUUUUUUUUCAGGAUGAAUCUUCUAAGCCAGUUGAUGUCUAUGUUGAAUCCGAGAACGGCUCGACCACUGAUCAAUUUGUUGCAAUAUUUCUUCAGUGCAAUAACCGUAUUGGAUUUGAAUUCUGACGAUUUCCCACCACAGGCUCAAGUGUCAGAUGGUCAAGUCUUCGAUUUCAUAAUAAUAGGAGGUGGAUCAGCAGGAUGCGUUCUUGCCAACAGAUUAACAGAGAUAAGUGGCUGGAAUGUCCUUCUAAUAGAAGCAGGGGGAAAUCCGCCACCGACAUCUAAGCAUCCCGGCUUUUUCCUGUUCGUUGAUUACUCUGACGCUGAUUGGAACUAUUACACUGUCAACGAUGGUUAUUCUAGUCAAGGACUUCAAAAGAAAAGUGUCCAUCUUACAAGAGGCAAGAUGCUGGGUGGGUCAAGUGGAGCCAACUACAUGUUCUACGUUAGAGGUAAUAAACAUGACUAUGACAACUGGGUAGCCCAAGGCAACGAAGGAUGGGACUGGGACACAGUCAUGUAUUACUUCAAAAAAAGCGAACGACUCCAAGACAAUGAAAUCAUGCAAACAGAAAACAGAUACUUUCACAAUACUAGAGGGCAAUUAGGAGUAACUAGACCUCUAUGGACGAAGAGAACGCAAAAGUAUCUACGAGCCUUCCAACAAAAUGGUCACAAUCUUAUUCAAGACUGUAAUUCCGAUGAACAGUUAGGAUACUCUAUGCCAUCAUACACAAUCGACAAUAAUGUACGACAACAUACCGCCACGGCCUUUAUCGAACCGAUCAAAAAUCGAAAAAAUCUAUUUGUUUUAAGAAAUACUUUAGCCAGGAAAAUAAUGUUCAAUGGUUAUAGGAAAGCUGUUGGAGUACAAGUUAAACUACCAAAUAAUAGAAUUAUAAAUGUAUUGGCUAGGCGAGAAGUUAUUUUGUCAGCCGGUGCCAUUAACAGCCCACAACUAUUGAUGUUGUCAGGUAUAGGGCCAAGUAAUCACUUACAAAAGUUUGGAAUUGAAGUGUUACACGAUUCACCAGGUGUUGGAAGUCACCUGGAGGAUCAUCCUGUGGUCCUCGUCCCUAUUGCCGUGGAAAAGGAGCCCGCAUCUGUUAUAGAUAAUAUAGAUUUAUUAACUAAUCUGGAUAAAUUCCCUACGCCUUGUAUCAUGGGGCAUGUGACUUUAAAUAAGUCACAAUCAUACCCAGACUACCAAACUUCAAUAUUCCCUCUACCAGCCUAUUCACCAAUCACGUCAUUAAUUUGCUCGUAUGUUUAUAGAUUAGAUGACGAAGUAUGUUUGGCUCUAACAGAGGCUAAUAAAGACAGACGACUUCUGUUCCCUAUUCUAUCAUUACUUCAUCCUGAAUCUAAAGGUAGAGUGCGACUUAAGAGUCCCGAUCCGGAAGUGAGUCCUUUAAUAUAUAACGGUUAUUAUUCGAAUAAAAUAGAUAUCGAGAAUCACGCACGUUAUGUAGAAGAUUACAUAAGUGUGGUGAAUACGCCAUAUUUUAAAAGUAUUGGUGCUGAAGUUGUGAACCUAAGGCUACCUCAGUGUAAGACGUUACCAUUUGGUAGUCAUGAGUAUUGGAAAUGUUUUGUUUUAAAUACUGCGACGACGCAGUGGCAUCCUGCAGGGUCUUGUGCAAUGGGUCCCGAAGGAAGAGGUGUAGUGGAUGAAAGGUUACGCGUCAGAGGUGUCGCUGGUCUUCGAGUUGUAGAUGCCAGUGUUAUGCCUUCUAUAACAAGUGGGAACCUAAAUGCACCAACGAUUAUGAUUGCCGAAAAAGCAUCCGACAUGAUAAAGGCUGAUAAUGGAAUAAAUCCUUUUGAAUAA